Molecule: messenger RNA, 684 nt
Organism: Phyllostomus hastatus (greater spear-nosed bat)
Lineage: Eukaryota; Metazoa; Chordata; Mammalia; Chiroptera; Phyllostomidae
Product: EF-hand calcium-binding domain-containing protein 1-like
Exons: 6
Coding region: 1-624 (207 amino acids)
Molecular function (GO): calcium ion binding
Source: RefSeq, a predicted model, not a curated record
AUGAACCAGCUGAGGAAGCUGGUAGAGUCCCUCAGCAAAACUGUCAAGAGCUUCAAAAAAAGUGAAGUAGAGUGUCUGAUAAUACUUUUUCAGCGCUUGGUGGGAAGAGGCGAUGUGCGACUUGAUAAUGCUGGACUAGAUCGUAAUGCCUUCCGGACAAUCCUGUACAGCUUGUUUGGAAUGACUGACGAGAAGCUAAUGAAUAGGGUAUUUUUUGCGUUUGACAAAGACAAUGAUAACUGCAUAAAUGUAAAUGAGUGGGUUGCAGGAUUAUCAGUGUUUCUUCGAGGGACUUUUGAAGAAAAGCUGAAAUUCUGUUUUGAAGUUUACUAUUUGAAUGGCGAUGAUGGCUACAUUUCUCGAGAGGAAAUAUUUGACCUGUUGAGGAACAGUCUACACCAACUGUCAUCCAAGGAGGAGACUGAUGAAGGAGUAAAAGAGCUGGUAGACAUAACACUGAAGAAAAUGGAUUAUGACAAUGAUGGCAAGAUAUCGUUUGCAGACUUUGAGAAAGCAGUGAAGGAAGAGAGACUUCUGUUGGAGGUGUUUGGACAAUGUUUACCGGAAGCAAAGAUUUGUCUUGAUUUUGAAGCCCUGGCAUUCAGACACCUAGACACAUCCUGACUUCUAGUUUUUGCAUGUGAAUCACUCAAUACUUGUAUUAAAAUAAACAUUUUGGUUGCU